Messenger RNA from Boeremia exigua, 2060 nucleotides. RefSeq lists its product as uncharacterized. Gene Ontology annotation, molecular function: zinc ion binding; metallocarboxypeptidase activity. Lineage: Eukaryota; Fungi; Ascomycota; Dothideomycetes; Pleosporales; Didymellaceae. The coding region runs from base 359 to 1942 and encodes 527 amino acids. The transcript is spliced from 2 exons. Gene Ontology annotation, biological process: proteolysis. The record is from RefSeq and is a predicted model, not a curated record.
CCGCAUUCCAACCUCAGCCGCUAUCUUUCUUGCAACCAAAACACCGACAUUGUAUCUUCAUCCCCCACUUCUCGCACUACAGCAAGGAACACAAUCAGGACAAUGCCGUUCUUAUCCUCAAGGUUGCCGACAAACCAUUACCGACAGACGCGUCGCGACACCUGAAGAGGAAGGUAGAGGUUAAGACUCCUCACUUGGCACUUGGCACGCCAUUCAACGGUCGUGGAUCGGUCUUGGAGUGACGUACCGAGAUCGGAAGCUGAUCGACGACAGUAUCGCGGAAAAGAAUGGCAACAGUCGAUAAAGGGGCGUGGAUGCGCCAGAUGAAGAGAGUACGUGCCAAGCUCGUGUCCCCAAGAUGGCAACCUUCUCAGCACUGCUUUUCGCCGCCACUGCAUUGGCGCAGGGCACGAAAUAUGGCGAGAACCAUGUCGUGACUCAGUUCGACUCGCAGAUCGUGGAACAGAGGGCUUUUCCGGCGCCCAAUGUCACGUUAUACAGCCCUGGGUUUGCGCCAAACGCUUCCUUCGCUCCUGGGUGGACCGAGGGUACGGAGGGUGCAACUAGUCCAGCAGAUUUGGACGCUUUCCUCCUGAGUUUUACACAGAAGAACGCAGCAUGGGCGACAUACGGCAAUGCCGACUUCUUGAGUGAGGAGGGCGAGUUUUUCCCAUAUGUGCGCCUCGCGAGGGCUUCGAAUUCAUCGAGCAAAGUACGAGUCUGGAUCCAGGGUUCCGUACACGGCAACGAGCCAGCUGGCGAUGAAGCUACUCUUGCGCUGCUUGGUGCGAUGGACGCAGACCCGGCGUGGGCUGCCGGGUUCCUCGACAAGCUUGAGAUCAUUGUACUGCCGCGCUACAAUCCGGAUGGAAACGCCUACUUCCAGCGCACACUCGCGACAAACUUCGAUCCCAACCGCGAUCACACCAAGCUUGCUCGUCAACAAACUCGAGACAUCAAGCAGUGGUUUAGUACCUUCGCCCCGCACAUUGCUAUCGAUAUGCACGAGUAUGGUGCACGCACCAGGUAUGCUGGUAACUACAGCAACGCUGCAGACGGCAUGUACAGUGCCGCGAAGAAUUUGAACAUUCAUCCAUCAAUUCGUGAACUCGCUGAGAGCGUAUUUGCGCCUGCUAUUGGUGCAUCGUUGGAGUCGAAAGGCUUGCGCGGCGAACCCUACGUGACUGCAUCUCGGUCAGCCAACCCAGUCCGCUUUCAAGAGGCUGGCACUGAUGCGAAGAUCGGUCGUAAUGCCAUGGGUCUGACACAGUCGAUUACUUUCCUAUUCGAGACACGGGGUAUCGGUAUUGCGAACCAGUCUUUCAAACGCCGAACUCUUGGUGGGCUGCAGAUGAUCCUUGGUGUGCUCGAGACGGCCCGUGAUCAGGCCGAGGAGGUAUACAACACAAUCGAGGGAGCUAUCAGCGAGGUGAUCGCGAGCCAGGAGCCCGUCGUGGUCACAGAUUAUACCUCCUACUCGAACCGCACAUGGACUAUGGUGGACGUCCGAAACGGCGAUGUUGUGCAGAUCCCCGUCGAGUUUGCCUCCACCACACCCGCAUCGCCGAAUAAGACUGUUGCGAGACCUGAGGGCUAUGUUAUUCCUCGCGCGUGGUCUGACCUUGCUGAGCGCCUCCGAGUGUCUGGUCUUGAGGUUGAGACUUUGCUGGAGGGCUUCAAAGGCGAAGUUGAGGUUUACAACAUCACCUCUUCAAGCCUUGGACGUUCUUACUAUGAGGGCGCGAUCCUGAACACUGUGACAACCGACACAUUGACCCAGGAGGUGACGCUGCCGUCUGGUAGCUUCUUUGUCAAGAGCGCACAGAAGAACGCCGGCCUGGCGUUCGUUGCGCUCGAACCAGAGAACAUCGAUUCGUAUGUGAGCUUUGGCAUUGUCCCUAUGGAGGUCGGAGAUUUGUACCCAGUGUUCAGGAAGCUUUGACUUAGAUAGGCAGACAACAUGUCGUUGGGCUGUGCACAUUGCAAAAUAUCAGCAACAAUCGAUUCGAUGAGAAACAUCGUUCAGUAAUCGUGUGAGGCUGUGAAUCUGCAGAACUUCG